Messenger RNA from Linum tenue, 2814 nucleotides. Lineage: Eukaryota; Viridiplantae; Streptophyta; Magnoliopsida; Malpighiales; Linaceae. The record is from the annotation of a GenBank genome assembly.
GCCGGUCUGAGUUUAAAGUUUCGUUUGAAAGCAGCUGUGGCUGGCAGUUGUACAGUUUAGUCUGGAGAGAUCCCAACCAAGAGAGAGAGAGAGAGCGCGCGCUAGCAGCGGGAACAAGAAAACAAAAAAGACGACGAAGAAGAAGAAGAGGAAGAGACGAAUUUCCCUGCUUUACGAUCCGGACAUGGCAGCUUCUGUUGCCAUCUCCUUCUCCACCCCGCGCUCUCCUUCUUCUCCCCCUUCUCAAUCUAAAUCUUCUUCUUUCCAACACUGCCGUAGCCUUCCUCCUUCCUCUCUUUCAUUUUCUUCUUCUCAUCCUCCUCCGAAUCUCCGAAUCCUCAUCUCCGUCACAAACCCUAGGAAAACCCGAGCCUUAGUCCGCGUCUCCUCCAAUUCAGACUCUUCGUCGUCUUUCGAGGGUGAUUUCGGCUCUGAUUCCCCACCGUCCUCUGCUGAUAAGAAAUCAGUCCUCUCAAAGUUGAUACAAGAGAUAGAACCAUUGGAUGUUAGCCUCAUCCAGAAAGAUGUUCCACCUACUACCUUAGAUGCUAUGAAGCGGACUAUUUCAGGCAUGCUGGGCUUACUUCCAUCAGAUCGGUUUCAAGUUUAUAUAGAGGCUCUGUGGGGACGUCUCUCCAAGUUAUUGUUCUCCUCAAUGAUGACAGGGUACACAUUGCGAAAUGCGGAGUAUAGGCUUUGUCUUGAACGAAACCUUGUUAUAGCAGAGGAAAAUCUUGACCAUUGUCCUACAGAAAAUUCUGCAUCAGAUUUGCUUGGAACAGUGGACAGUCCAACUGCAAAUCAGUGUUUGGGAAACAAUAUGCAGUUUGAAAAGGUUGUCGAAGAAUCAGGAGACGAUAAUGUUAUUCAAGGCCUUGGUGAAAUUCCCCCAGAAGCACAGCAGUAUAUUCUUCAUUUGAAGUCUCGUCUAUCUUCUAUGAAGAAGGUGAUUCCAAUGGUGGCAAACAAUGAUGGAGUAUCACAGAAUGAAGCCUGGAACUUUAUGAAAUCAAGCGGAGAAGUGAUGCUCUUCAAAUGCAACAGUUUGUUGGUGAAGAAAAGAAUGAUUUAUUGGACUACUUACGAUCCUUAAAACCUGAAAAGGUGGUAUUCUCUGAACUGUUCAAUGUUUUUUUUGUAUUGUUGAGAACUCUUUUAUGGAAUUAUGAUUGCAUGUGUUCUUCUUGUAGCUGCUUCUUUGGGCUUUGAACUUGGAAUGCUUGGUUUAGUUGGAUUUACGAUAACAUAUCCUUUUACAGUGUGUUGUUAACUAUGACCAAAUAAGUCUGUGGAGACAAAUACAUCUUCUCAUUACAUGUAUACACGAUGAAUAUAUGUUUGUAUUUUCCUGAUGCAUCACGUUUAAGUUCCAGACUGCAUCUUAGAAUGAUUCUGACUCCUAUGUUACCGGGGAUGAAGAUUGAGGACCAACUAUUUCUUCCUUGUCUUUUGGCAAGGUCUUUAUGUGAAGUGAAGCUAUGGUUCUCACAGUAAGAGGUACUAUGUCGGCAGGGAUGCUGUUUCAGACAGUAAAACUUACUGGAAACAUUACUGUGCUAUAGCAUUUAAGAUGUAAGAUUUGGAAAUUCGAGCAUUAGAAGCCAUUUUAAAGGGGCUGUUUCAUUGUCAGAUUGAUGACCUUGGUUGUUAUGAGAAUACCCCCUGAAGUUGUUAGACAAAGCCAGCUCAGUUUGGUUUGGUUCUAUCCAGUCAAUUACAGUGGUUUUUAUGACAAUUCUUCUGACUUUUAGUCUGAUAAAAGUUGGUGGGUUUAUAGGGACAAACCAAUGCCUUGCCUUAACCGUUCGAUCAGCACAUUGAAUGACAAAAUUUAACCGUGGCAAUCAGGUUGUAGCACCUUACUUUCUGUUAGAGUUGCUUUUGAAGUGCGCUCUCCCUUUUGUCAUUUCCGAUUCCCAUAUUUCUCAUGGUGCUAUUUGUCUUAGAUAAUCUUGCCAGCCGCUUGUGAUGUGGUGUUCUCUUUAUUUUUUUUAUAUUUUGCUUGCAUCUGAUGCUAUUCCUGCAUGAACAGGUAGCCGAGCUGUCUGAACCUACAUCCCAUGAAUUGAAAGAGACUAUUCACUCUGUAGUUCAUGGUCUUCUUGCAACUCUUUCUCCAAAGAUGCACUCUAAGCCUCCCCCUCAAUCAGAGUCCACAUCAGCUGGAUCUGUGAAUGGCGGUGGUGAAGAUUGUGCUGAACUUGUUGAGAACACUUCACUUCAGUUCCAGCCGCAGAUUUCAUUGACCAGGGACUAUCUGGCACGCCUACUUUUCUGGUGCAUGCUGCUGGGACACUACCUACGGGGCCUCGAGUAUCGUAUUGAACUGUCGGAACUCCUGUCCUUGACAAAUGAUGGAGAAAGCGAUGCAAAUUGAAGCCGGUCGGAUUAAAACAUGUUUUUUGUAGAUGUAAAUAGAUGCCAGGGCAUCAUCACUGCACACAAGAUUCUUUUUUCCAGCAAGGAAAGGAAGAAGGAAGCAGUAUGCAAUUACUGCGUAUCAGUACUGUAGAUAUGAGGAGUUGAGGACGCCACUUUUUAUUUAUUUUUAUUUAUUUACGUCAUUAUUUCAUUCAGGUGCUGGUAAAAGAUUAGCUUUUUAUUAUGCCACAGAGAAUAAUCAUAAAACAAAAACAGAAAAAAAGCAUUUUAUAACCGAAAUGUGAUGGUAUUAGUAAUUUUAUUGUAAAUUAAACAUUAUUUCUAGCCCUAUAAUUUUAGAGCACUGCGCUAGUUACAUGAGCUAGGAUUGGAAUUUUCGCCGGCAAGACUCUCAUUGGUGGACAACUCUUGUCUUUCUGCUUCUUGAUCGGC